Molecule: messenger RNA, 3171 nt
Organism: Gracilinanus agilis (Agile Gracile Mouse Opossum)
Lineage: Eukaryota; Metazoa; Chordata; Mammalia; Didelphimorphia; Didelphidae
Gene: ABTB3
Product: BTB domain containing 11
Exons: 17
Coding region: 1-3171 (1056 amino acids)
Molecular function (GO): protein heterodimerization activity
Source: RefSeq, a predicted model, not a curated record
AUGGCCAGGAGAGGUAAGAGCGUGGUGAGGACGCUGGAAGAUCUGACGCUGGACUCGGGUUAUGGUGGCGCGGCGGACUCUGUCCGCUCCUCCAACUUGUCGCUGUGCUGCUCUGAUUCGCACCCAGCGUCGUCCUCGUACCCUUAUGGAGGGAGCUGCUGGCCGCAUCUAGCUGACUCCAUGCACAGCAGACACAACAGCUUUGACACCGUCAACACUGCCCUGGUGGAAGACUCCGAGGUGCUGGACUGUGCGGGCCAGCACUGCUCCAGGCUGCUACCCGACCUCGAGGACGUGCCUUGGACCCUGCCCGAACUGGAGGCGCUGCUGCUGCUGCGCCCCCGGGAGCCGCGGGCCGGCCUGGCAGCCGCCUGCCUCCCAGCGCCCGUGACGGGCCCGGGCCUGCCCAAGGAUGCUCUGGCCCGCCUCUCCACACUGGUUAGCCGGGCGCUGGUGCGGAUCGCCAAGGAGGCGCAGCGGCUAAGCCUGCGCUUCGCCAAGUGCACCAAGCACGAGGUCCAGAGCGCCAUGGAGAUCGUGCUGUCCUGGAGCCUGGCGGCGCACUGCACGGCCGCGGCGCUCGCUGCGCUGUCCCUUUACAACAUGAGCAGCGCCGGCGGUGACCGCUUCGGCCGUGGCAAGUCGGCCCGCUGCGGGCUCACCUUCUCGGUGGGCAAGGUGUACCGUUGGAUGGUGGACAGCCGCGUGGCGCUGCGCAUCCAUGAGCACGCCGCCAUCUACCUGACCGCCUGCAUGGAGAGCCUCUUCCGGGACGUGUACGGCCGGGUGCUGGCCGCUGGGCCGCUGCAGCCCCCCCUGGCCCUGGCCCCCGCCCCGGUUCCCGCUCCGGGCCAGCCGCCGCCGCCCCCGCCACCUGGGCGGGAGGCUGGGGCAGGAGCGGGGGCCGGGCCUGGGCCCGGGACGGGCGGAGGGGGCUGCAGUGCAGGGAGCAGCACCAGCGGGGGCAGCAGCUGCUGCGCGCCCCCCACCGCUGGCGCCGCCGCAGCCACUGGCCACCACCAUGUCCACCAUCAUCACCACCACUACCACCAGCCGCAGCACCACCACCAUGCCCCCCAAGAGCCUCCCAAGUUCACGGUGGAAUCCCUGGAGCAGACCAUCAACAAUGACUCGGAGCUCUGGGGGCUGCUGCAGCCCUAUCAGCAUCUCAUCUGCGGGAAGAACGCCCACGGUGUUCUUUGCCUGCCAGACAGUUUGACCCUUCAUCGAGACCCCCAGCGGCCAAACAAGCCGGGAGAACUGCCCAUGUUCAGCCAAUCGGAGCUAAGGACCAUCGAGCAAUCCUUGCUGGCCACCCGAGUGGGCAGCAUUGCAGAACUGAGUAAGCCCUUCCUCGUGCUGCCCCCUUUGAUGGAAUGGAUCCGGGUAGCUGUGGCUCACGCUAGUCACCGACGCAGCUUCUCCAUGGACAGUGAUGAUGUCCGCCAGGCCGCCAGGCUCCUGUUGCCAGGGGUGGACUGUGAACCCCGACAGCUCAAGGCCGACGACUGCUUCUGUGCCUCUCGGAAACUGGACGCCGUGGCCACAGAGGCGAAAUUCAAGCAGGACCUGGGCUUCCGGAUGCUGAACUGUGGACGGACGGACUUAGUAAAGCAGGCGGCGUCCCUGCUGGGACCCGACGGGAUCAACACGAUGAGCGAGCAGGGCAUGACCCCACUGAUGUACGCCUGUGUCCGAGGGGAUGAAGCCAUGGUGCAGAUGUUGCUGGAUGCCGGAGCUGAUCUGAAUGUGGAGGUAAUCAGUACUCCUCAUAAAUAUCCAUCCGUCCAUCCUGAGACCCGCCACUGGACGGCUCUGACAUUUGCUGUGUUACAUGGACAUAUUCCUGUAGUUCAGCUCUUGCUAGAUGCUGGGGCCAAAGUAGAAGGCUCUUUAGACCAUGGUGAGGAGAAUUAUUCAGAAACACCCUUGCAGCUGGCUGCCGCUGUAGGAAAUUUUGAACUGGUUAGUUUGCUGUUGGAGCGAGGAGCCGAUCCAAUGAUAGGAACAAUGUACAGGAAUGGCAUUUCUCCAACCUCCCAGGGCGAUAUGAAUUCUUUCAGCCAGGCUGCAGCCCACGGACACAGGAAUGUGUUCCGCAAACUUCUUGCUCAGCCAGAGAAGGAGAAGAGCGACAUCCUGUCCCUGGAGGAGAUUUUGGCCGAGGGCACUGACUUGGCGGAGACAGCCCCGCCACCCCUGUGCGCCAGCCGCAACAGCAAGGCCAAACUGAAGGCCCUAAGGGAGGCCAUGUAUCACAGCGCUGAGCAUGGCUACGUGGAUGUCACAAUUGACAUAAGGAGCAUAGGUGUGCCGUGGACUCUGCAUACUUGGUUGGAGUCUUUGAGGGUCUCUUUCCAGCAGCACCGGAGGCCAUUGAUCCAGUGUUUAUUAAAGGAGUUUAAAUCUAUCCAAGAAGAGGAGUACACAGAGGAACUCAUUACCCAAGGCCUGCCACUGAUGUUUGAGAUCCUAAAGGCAAGCAAGAAUGAAGUGAUCAGUCAACAGUUAUGUGUCAUCUUCACUCAUUGUUAUGGACCUUAUCCCAUCCCUAAGCUGGUGGAAAUUAAGCGGAAGCAGACUUCCCGUUUAGACCCUCAUUUUCUCAACAAUAAAGAGAUGUCUGAUGUUACCUUUCUCGUGGAAGGAAGGCCAUUUUAUGCCCACAAAGUGUUGUUAUUUACUGCAUCACCCAGGUUCAAGGCACUCCUGUCCACCAAGCCAACAAACGAUAGCACAUGCAUUGAGAUCAAUUAUGUGAAAUACCCCAUCUUCCAGGUAACCUCAUCAUCCCUGGCCCCAGGCACUUCCAAGCAUGCCCAGUGCAAAUGCAGUUGCCUCCUAGAACUCCUGUCCGCCGCCAAGUUCUUCCAGCUCGAAGCUUUGCAGCGACAUUGCGAGAUCAUAUGCGCAAAAGGCAUCAACACAGACAACUGUGUGGAUAUAUACAACCAUGCCAAGUUCCUUGGUGUCACAGAGCUCUCGACCUACUGCGAAGGCUACUUCCUUAAGAACAUGAUGGUCCUCAUUGAGAACGAGGCCUUCAAGCAGCUUUUGUAUGAUAAAAAUGGAGAAGCUUCGGGUCAGGAUGUACUCCAGGACUUGCAGAGGACGUUGGCAAUCAGGAUACAAUCCAUUCACUUAUCCUCUUCCAAAGGCUCUAUUGUAUAA